UACACCCAGGACUUAAGUCAGGGUGGCCGCUCACCUUAAAGUAGAAGAAUUGCGCAUAUCACCCCUUGAUUGGGGUACCAGAUAGAGUUGGAUGAGCUGCCGAGCCUGAUGGUCACAGGAGCGUGUCAACGCCCUGUAGAAACUGGAAUACUUGUGAGAAAAAAGACCAAUGGAUCCAGGCGCUGCUCUAUCCAGGUAUACACAGGAUGCAGAAAGCCUGAGGCUGCUGGUCAUCAUCUUUUUAGAGACUGCCAUCAUCAUGGAUCGAUAUCGAUAUUUUAUAUUCAACCAACGGAGUAUGGUGGUGCUUGGAAUCCUCCAAAUUGCAUUUGCUGGUGUGUCGGUGGUAUGUGGCUUUAUGGACGGAGCCUUUCGUAAAGAAUCUACAUUGGGGAAAACUAGAGCCCCACUAUGGGCUGGAAUGAUCAUGGCUGUUCCUGGUGUGCUGGCUUUAUUUUCAUCCCAGAAGAAAAAUCCUAUUCUAGUCAAUGCACUGAUUGCGUCUGCAGUUUUUUCAUGUUUCACCACCUUCAUCAUUAUUGUCUAUGCAUGUCUUACUCUGUCCUAUGGAGAGGAUGAUGAUGACGUGUUCGCCCAUACACCUGUACAUGUUAUUCACACAAAAUUCAUACUCGGGCAGUUUGUUCGAGGAGCAAAUAUUGCUAUGCUUGUGGCAUCAUUCCUCAGUCUUUGUGUAGUCCUGUGCAUCGCAUUUAUGGGAUGUAGAAGUUUACCAUAUUGUAUGUGCUAUGACAACAUCACUGGAAUGGAAUGGCUACACCCUGACCAUGAACAGCCUCAAACUGUUGAACUGGUGUGCACGUUCCGUGGAGGUGAUGACAGGAUUUUCAAUUCCCCUAUGCAAUUCAUAGAUUCUGGACUGGAAACAGAAGAAGAGUUUUCUCGGCCUCCUCCAUACAUUAGACUUUCAUGACUUUUGUGAAUGUCAUCUGACCUUUUUAAAAUUAUUACAAGGCCUGGUAUAAGGCUUUUUAGGCUGGUUUCUUAUUGAAUAUUGAACCAUUCUAAAAUGUAUAGACUACUUGAAUUUUUAUGUGCUCUUUUUAAUGACUAAAAUAUAUUUUUGUCCAUAUUUGCACUGAGGCUAACUUAUGUCUGUAGUCAAAAUUACUGUAGAUUUUGUGAUGCUACACUGGUGUCCCCCUUUUUUUUUUCAAUUUUUUUUUUUUUUUUUCGGCCUUAUGUUGGUGUAUCACCAAUAUACUCGUAUGUUACCUUUCACUGACUACCAUGGGAGCCAGGAGAGCUUUAAUGUCUUCUGAAGACGUCUGAAUGACUUAUUUCCUGGGCAAAUGUGUUUUUGGAUAUUUUUAGGUUUUUGUCUAAGUGGAAUCUUCAAUAUCUGAAAUUCAUACAAAUGUUAAAAACAAAAAGCAAAGAAAAAAAACGAUUUUCAUAUUUAUAAAAAAAUCUUUACAUGUGCAAUAUGAAAAAAACUUUGUACUACUUUUUUUCUUCUUCAGCUUUUGUAGGAAAAAGGAAGCAAAUUGUCUGGAUGAUUUAAGAGUUUAUGGUGGAAGGAAAAAAAAAAAAAAAACUACCACUUACCUGCCACAGUUUUGUCUGUGAAGAUCUCUUGCUGAGUACUUCCUGUUCACCAACUUAAAACACAGGAAGUACAUACUCGGCUAAUCACAGGCUGAAGCGGAUCACUGCUGCAGCCAUUUCCUAUGUGAUGGGAAGGUGAACAGAAAGCGUCAACAGCGGGAGAUUCGUAGCAGAAGAGUUAACCCCCUCCCAUUGGGAGCUCGUGACGUCAUGAGGGGGCGGGGCUAUGAUGUCACGAGCUCCCGGCGCCCGCCCUAGGCAUUCUGAACAUUUUGUUCAAAACGCUGAGCAGCAGAUUACCCCUUUUAACUUGUAGAGGUUUAAGUAUCUGACCCAUAGUGCCUCUAAAUGUACACAUUUGGAAUCUCACUGCAUAGUUCUGUAAAGAUCCUGGCUUUGGGAUCUAGUGCUAUUUGCUUAUGGUAUCCAAUGUUAUUUGACAUUUUAUUUUAUUAACCGUAAAUCUGUUAUGUAUAGUUUCUGAAGAAAUGUAAUAAAUAAAAUCUUUCAAUAUGUUUGUAUAACAAUAUUUGCUAA
Molecule: messenger RNA, 2106 nt
Organism: Hyla sarda
Lineage: Eukaryota; Metazoa; Chordata; Amphibia; Anura; Hylidae
Exons: 7
Coding region: 170-934 (254 amino acids)
Cellular component (GO): membrane
Source: RefSeq, a predicted model, not a curated record